Eleginops maclovinus (Patagonian blennie) is the source of this 3708-nucleotide messenger RNA. Its product is annotated as NLR family CARD domain-containing protein 3-like. Gene Ontology annotation, molecular function: protein binding. The record is from RefSeq and is a predicted model, not a curated record. Gene Ontology annotation, biological process: intracellular signal transduction. NCBI's taxonomy places the organism in Eukaryota, Metazoa, Chordata, Actinopteri, Perciformes, Eleginopidae.
GUGGGGGCUCUGCUAUGGAUCAGUGUGAGGACCGAGAGGAGGGAGCCCCCCCCUCUAAAGGCUCUCUGUGUGGGGAACAGGACAGCCAGACCAAAGCUCAGAGCCCAGAGACACCACAUUCUGCUGGAUCUGGACCUGGACCAAGAACUGGACCUGGAUCUGGACCUGGACCUAAACCUGUUCCUAGGCCUAAACCUGUUCCUGGGCCUAAACCUAGACUAGGAUCUGGACCAGAUCCUGGACCUGGAUGUGGACCUAAACCUGUUCCUGUAUCUGGAACAGGACCUGAAGCUGGACCUGGACCCAGCUGUGUGUCCUUGAAGAGUGACCAGUCUAUGGAUGACCGUAUUCGCUUCAAAGGUGGACCCCCCUCAGCUGAUCAGAGGAUCCAGCAUGAGAGACCUGGACCCAGCGGUGUGUCCUUGAAGAGUGACCAGUCUAUGGAUGACCGUAUUCGCUUCAAAGAUGGAGCCCCCUCAGCUGAUCAGAGAGUCCAUCUGCAGAGACUAAAGGCCCCCAGGGGUCAGUCUGCCCAGCAGCAUCACACUGACCUGGACUCCAUAUUUAUGCUGCUCCAGGAGAACAUCAGCAGAUUUGUGGAGGACGAGCUGAAGAAGAUCCAGAGAGUACUGAGUUCAGAUUACCCACAAAGCUCAGAGAGUCAGAGGGAGGAUGAGGAGCAGAGGAGCAGCAGAGAGGCAUUUGUGAACAUCACACUGCACUUCCUGAGGAGCAUGAAGCAGGAGGAGCUGGCUGAGCGUCUGCAGAGCAGAACCAGAGCUGCAGUCUGUCAGCGUAAACUCAAGUCCUCCCUGAAGGAGAAGUUCCAGUGUGUGUUUGAGGGCAUUGCUAAAGCAGGAAACCCAACCCUUCUGAACCAGAUCUACACAGAGCUCUACAUCACAGAGGGGGGGGCUGCAGAGGUCAAUGAGGAACAUGAGGUCAGACAGAUUGAAACAGCAUCCAGGAAACCAGACAGACCAGAAACCCCCAUCAGACAAGAAGAGCUCUUUAAAGCCUCACCUGGAAGAGAUGCACCAAUCAGAGCAGUGCUGACAAAGGGAGUGGCUGGCAUUGGGAAAACAGUCCUAACUCAGAAGUUCACUCUGGACUGGGCUGAAGGCAAAGCCCACCAGGACAUCCAGUUCACAUUCCCAUUCACCUUCAGAGAGCUGAAUGUGCUGGGAGAGAACCAGUACAGCUUGGUGGGACUUGUUCAUCACUUCUUCCCUGAAACCAGAGACGCAGGAAUCUGCAGCUUUGAUCAGUUCCCGGUUGUGUUCAUCUUUGACGGUCUGGAUGAGUGUCGACUUCCUCUGGACUUCCACAACACUGAGGUCCUGACUGAUGUCACAGAGUCCACCUCAGUGGAUGUGCUGCUGACAAACCUCAUCAGGGGGAAGCUGCUUCCCUCUGCUCGCCUCUGGAUAACCACACGACCUGCAGCAGCCAAUCAGAUCCCUCCUGAGUGUGUGGACAUGGUGACAGAGGUCCGAGGGUUCACUGACCCCCAGAAGGAGGAGUACUUCAGGAAGAGGUUCAGAGAUCAGGAGCAGGCCGGCACCAUCAUCUCCCACAUCAAGACCUCACGAAGCCUCCACAUCAUGUGCCACAUCCCAGUCUUCUGCUGGAUCUCUGCUACAGUUCUGGAGGAGCUGCUGAAGACCAGAGAGGGAGGAGAGCUGCCCAAGACCCUGACUGAGAUGUACAUCCACUUCCUGGUGGUUCAGUCCAAAGUGAAGAACAUCAAGUAUGAUGGAGGAGCUGAGACAGAUCCACACUGGAGUCCAGAGAGCAGGGAGAUGAUGGAGUCUCUGGGAAAACUGGCUUUUGAGCAGCUGCAGAAAGGCCACCUGAUCUUCUAUGAGUCCGACCUGACAGAGUGUGGCAUCGAUAUCAGAGCAGCCUCAGUGUACUCAGGAGUGUUCACACAGGUCUUUAGAGAGGAGAGAGGACUGUACCAGGACCAGGUGUUCUGCUUCGUCCAUCUGAGCCUUCAGGAGUUUCUGGCUGCUCUUCAUGUCCAUCUGACCUUCAUCAAGUCUGGAGUCAUCCUGCUGUCAGAAGAACCAACAACCUGGCGGACCAAAGUCUUCAGAGACAAACCUAAACUAACACAUCUCUACCAGAGAGCUGUGGACCAGGCCUUACAGAGUCCAAACGGACACCUGGACUUGUUCCUCCGCUUCCUCCUGGGUCUUUCUCUGCAGACCAAUCAGAAACUCCUACGAGGGCUGCUGACACAGACAGGAAGUAGCUCAGAGACCAAUCAGAAAACAGUCCAGUACAUCAAGAAGAAGAUAGAAGAGGAUCUGUCUCCAGAGAGGAGCAUCAACCUGUUCCACUGUCUGAAUGAACUGAAGGAUCGUUCUCUGGUGGAGCAGAUCCAACAGUCCCUGAGUUCAGGAAGUCUCUCCACAGAUGAUCUGUCUCCUGCUCAGUGGUCAGCUCUGGUCUUCAUCUUACUGUCAUCAGGAGAAGAUCUGGACGUGUUUGACCUGCAGAAAUACUCUGCUUCAGAGGAGGCUCUCCUGAGGCUGCUGCCAGUGGUCAAAGCCUCCAACAAAGCUCUGCUGAGUGACUGUAACCUGUCAGAGAGAAGCUGUGCAGCUCUGUCCUCAGUCCUCAGCUCCCAGUCCUCUAGUCUGAGAGAGCUGGACCUGAGUCACAACGACCUGCAGGAUUCAGGAGUGAAGCUGCUGUCUGCUGGACUGCAGAGUCCUCACUGUGAACUGGAGACUCUCAGUCUGUCAGGCUGUCUGGUCUCAGAGGAAGGCUGUGUUUCUCUGGCUUCAGCUCUGAGCUCCAACCCCUCCCAUCUGAGAGAGCUGGACCUGAGCUACAAUCAUCCAGGAGACUCAGGAGAGAAGCUGCUGUCUGCUGGACUGGAGGAUCCCCUCUGGAGACUGGAGACCCUCAGGCUGGACCAUGGUGGAGAGCAGAGGUUAAAACCAGGUGUGAGGAAGUACUCCUGUGGACUCUCUCUGGACUCAAACACAGCUCACAGAGAACUCAAACUGUCUGAUGACAACAGGAAGGUGACACAUGUGAGAGAGAAGCAGCCAUAUCCUGAUCAUCCAGAGAGGUUCGACUACUGGUGUCAGCUGAUGUGUAGAGAAGCUCUGACUGGUCGCUGUUACUGGGAGGUCGAGUGGAGAGGAGGGGUUUAUAUAUCAGUGACUUACAGAGGAAUCAGCAGGAGAGGACGCAGUGAGGACUGUGUGUUUGGACAUAAUGAUCAGUCCUGGAGUCUGAGCUGCUCUGCUGGACGUUACUCUGUCAGGCACAAUAAGAGAGAACAGACAUUACCUUCCUCCUCCUCCUCCUCCUCCUCCCCCUCCUCUGGUAGAGUAGCAGUGUAUCUGGAUCAUCCUGCUGGCUCUCUGUCCUUCUACAGAGUCUCCUCUGACACACUGAUCCACCUCCACACCUUCAGAACCACAUUCACUGAACCUCUCUGUUUUGGGUUUGGGUUCUGGGCUAUGGUUCCUCAGUGUCUCUGUGUCCUCUGUAGGAGGAGAUCAUGUUGGAGGUGAAUGAAUCUAACUCUGGUUAAUAUCACACUCACUAAUCCUGUUGUUGAAUUACACUGAUGUGAAUGUUCUUGUUUACUUCCUGUUGUGGGUGGAGCUACACACCGGUGUGCAAUUCCAAUAAAUGGCCAGGCCGCUCGGGGAGAGCUGUGUGUUUCCUGCAGGCCAAAUGUGA